Nomascus leucogenys (northern white-cheeked gibbon) is the source of this 616-nucleotide messenger RNA. RefSeq names its product desmocollin-2. Lineage: Eukaryota; Metazoa; Chordata; Mammalia; Primates; Hylobatidae. Gene Ontology annotation, biological process: homophilic cell-cell adhesion. Bases 40 to 480 code for a protein of 146 amino acids. The transcript has 4 exons. Gene Ontology annotation, cellular component: membrane. Gene Ontology annotation, molecular function: calcium ion binding. The record is from RefSeq and is a predicted model, not a curated record.
CCUAGACAUCUAGAUUUUGAUAAUGCUAUUUUUGCAGGAAUGCAUUUCAAACAUACAUUGUUUGUGAAAGUGUCUGAUGAAGGAAGUCCUGUACUAUCAACAAUUAUUGCAGUCAUUGUAAGGGUGAGUCACAUAAAUGAACUGAAUCCAAUUGGAACUGCGUCGGCAUUUACCUUCAGUGUAUUUGAAAAUAGUCCAGUUGAUACACUAGUUGGAAAAGUUACAUUUACCGAGGCAGACUGGCCAUUUAAUAAUAUGGAAUAUACCAUUGUUGGAGGCAAUUUGGGAACACCUCCCAAAUUUUACAUUGAACCAGAUACAGGAGUGAUAAAGCUAUUAGAUUCACUAGACAGAGAAAUUGAAUCACAGUACAAGAUAGCUGUAAAAGUAACAGACUUGGACAACGAUGCCAUCCCUGACCCUCUCAGACAGCGAAGUGGUACUGCUCAGGUGACCAUCAGUGUUCUGAUGAAACUGUGAACCCUGGAAAUAACACAGGAAGCAACCUAGGAGGAGCUUUGAAAGAUGGGAAGAAUAUAUUCUUUUUUGGAACCCCAGGAUUUGAGGAACAAUAUAUUGGCAUAGCACCUCACGUCUUCCCACCCAACAGGAGAAG